UGCGUUUGAAAGGGAUACGAGCUCUUUCAUUCAUACAAGGCCACAAGUAGUUCGUAGAUAUUUCUUCGUUUUUUCAAAAAACGCCACAGCGGAGGGGCGAACGAUACGUGAUCUUGUUUCUUCUUCCUUGCCGAUGUCGACUUCUCUGCCUCCUCAAAAGGGUCCUGUUCCAGCAAUGGCCAAUAUGCCGUCUCUGCAACCGACACACUUGCCUCCAGGUUCAGUCUCUGGUCCCGGCCAACCCUCCAUCCCCGCAAACCAAGGCGCCCUGCGCGAGAUUUCUCCCGUCUUGCUGUGUCGCAUUGGCCAGGAGACAGUGCAGGACAUUGUCACUCGUACUAUGGAAAUCUUUCAAAUCACAAGGGCUACUCAGUUGCCAAAUGGUGUGACUCAAAGUCAGGCAGCAUAUCAAGACCGCUUCAGUAAACUGCAGGAGCAUCUGCGUCAGCUGACCCUACUCUUCCGCAAACUCCGCCUGCUCUAUGAGCGCUGUAUAGAGAUGACCUCUGACCUUCAGGAGUCCCCUGCUGAGAUGGUGCCGUAUGUUGGGGGUGAGAUGCCUCCGGUGAGAGUGGAGCCCUGCAGUCCUACAGUGAGUCAGGACAGACAGCUGGUUAUAGAGAAAGUACAUCAGAAGAAUCAGGAGAUGAAGGUUCUAAUGGAGCAAAUGAGGAACCUCCUGUGGGACGUCAAUGCCAUGCUCAACAUGCGCAAAUGACCACAACACACUAUCUUUCCCUUCCGCAUUCAGGCUAUGUAGACUUCAUCGCCUUGCCCCAGCAGCCGCUUACGUCCUCACUGUUGCGCCCAUGGUGGGGCAGCUGAGGACAGCAGGCAGCCUGCAGAUGCCCGGCACUGUUAACACAUUGUAUUUACUCUCGAUUAAUGAGGUUUGACUCAUACAGCCUCGGGUGCAGAGCUCGCUUCAUUUACUGCAUUGAGUCUUGGCUGUGAUCUGUAACUUUCUGCCUUUGUGCACUGCACCAUUUUGCAUUAGCAAGGAUUUAGUAAUAUGAAUUCCAUGCCAAGCACGAGGACUGAUCCGGACUAAUCGCUAAAGGCAACACUGGGAAGCAUCUUGUGCUCCAGGCAUCCUGUGUGAACACCAGCAUAGAAUCUCUGGCCUUAAGUGUAGCAGUUGGAGUGAUGUGAUGUGAUUGCACAUCUGUAGCCUGGCAACUACGUUCUCAGGUGGAGCGAGUGACGUGUGUGUGUGUGUGUGUGUGUGUGUGUGUGUGUGUUUGUGUGUGUGUGUGUGUGUGUGUGUGUGUGUGUGUGUGUGUGUGUGUGUGUGUGUGACUGAGGGCAAAAUAAUGAAAGCUCUUUCUUUAGUACUGUAUACAAUUUCCUUCAGGGAAAUAAUUUUAUACGUAAUUCUUAAUAAUAAUAAUAAUAAUAA
Molecule: messenger RNA, 1399 nt
Organism: Electrophorus electricus (electric eel)
Lineage: Eukaryota; Metazoa; Chordata; Actinopteri; Gymnotiformes; Gymnotidae
Product: Mediator of RNA polymerase II transcription subunit 30-like
Biological process (GO): positive regulation of DNA-templated transcription
Cellular component (GO): mediator complex
Molecular function (GO): transcription coregulator activity
Source: RefSeq, a predicted model, not a curated record